AAAAGUAAAAAAGGUUCGAAAUCACAAUAAGUGGGGGAUAAAAACCCUAAACACAACCACCGUCCUCAACCACCAUGGCAGAGCGUGACCGCCGCGAACGAGAGAGGGAUAGAGACCGUGAGCGCGACCGCGAUAGACGCCGUGACAGAGACGACCGUGACCGUGACCGUGGGAUUCGAAGCAAGAAGUCCCGAUCUCGUACUCCAGACCACCACCACCACGCUCGCCCUCCUCGCCACGUGCGCUCUCCCGAGAGGUAUCGAUCCCGGUCCCGCUCCGCUGACCGUGACCGUCAUCGCCACCACAGCAGGCGCAGGACUCCCUCUCCAGAUCCCCCGCCGCGGAAACGGCCUCGCCAUGGCUCAGCGGAAGACGACAAGGAAAGGAGUCGCAAACGAGAGGAGACUGCGACGGAGCAAGCUAAGAAGAAGGAGAAUAAAGAACCAAGCGGCGGCGGAGGAGGAGAAGCGGAAACGGAUGUGAAUGAGAUAGAGAUGAUGAAGAUGUUAGGGAUCCCUACUGGUUUCGACUCCACGAAAGGGAAGCAUGUCGAAGGCGCUGACGUCAGCGGGAUUAGGGCUGUUACCAAGCGCCAGCCGAGGCAGUACAUGAACCGUCGCGGUGGCUUUAACCGUCCUUUGCCUGCUGAGCGUAACCGCUAAAGGUCCUUGUCAAUGCUGUCUUAAACACGAGGUCAGAUGAUGAGAGUUCGAGCUUGUAUUUACUGCAAUUCUUCCCCAGACGCUGUUCUAAUGUCCUUAGAGAACAAACAUGUACUCUCUGGAGUUAGAAACAUCUUAUCUCUUUUUAGGGGUUUAGAGUUGUGAAUGAUGUUAUGUGUAUUAAUUUCCCGGCUCUAACUUUUAGACUAUGAUUUAGUUGAGUUUUGCACUAUACAGUAAGCAAAGUGGGAAUUCCAAAAUUA
This is a messenger RNA of Brassica napus (rape), 925 nucleotides long. RefSeq names its product U4/U6.U5 small nuclear ribonucleoprotein 27 kDa protein. Lineage: Eukaryota; Viridiplantae; Streptophyta; Magnoliopsida; Brassicales; Brassicaceae. Gene Ontology annotation, cellular component: precatalytic spliceosome. The transcript has 2 exons. The record is from RefSeq and is a predicted model, not a curated record. Gene Ontology annotation, biological process: RNA splicing. The coding region runs from base 75 to 662 and encodes 195 amino acids.